UUUGGCCUGCUGCCUUACAUGGGCAAACCUCUGAUGUGACUCAGACGAGCUGGAAUUUCAGCGUGACGUCACUGCCUACAACUCUCCCAGAAUUUGGAUCAAGUAGUUUUCACUUUUUUGGUGGGAUUUCAGCCCCGGUGUUAGAUUUCCUAGAAAGCGAGUGUCGGCGGAUUUCAGCGUGCGACAGCCAAGGGCCGCAUCGUCUCCCAGAAACAUUAGAGUGACAUCAAAGUGGAGGAAAGGUGUCUGAUCCCGUAACCCCCCCACCAUCACUUCGUGUCAAAUUUGGCUGCUGCAGUUCGUCUCGUCUGCGGUGGUCCGCUCUUCACUGCGACUGCAUCGCGGACACACGCGUUAAACAAAGCAGUCAGAGAGCCAUGUGGAACCCAGCAAAUGAUCAGCCAGGACAGGUGACUGCCAGGAUGGAGACCACGCCGUCUCUGGGUAGUGCGAGCAUCUCCGUGUCACAGCAGCAGUCACCGAAGAAGUUUGCCCCUGUGGUCGCCCCCAAGCCCAAGUUUAACCCUUACAAACCGAUGGGAGAGACCACACCCUCCGACCCUGCAGCGGACUACCCUCCCCCUCCGCCACCUGUCGAAGAGUCAACUGGCUUCCCGUCCUCCCCUGGUUCCUUCCCUCCUCCGCUGCUGGUGAACUCGUACGAUUACCAGGUGAAAGGACCGGAAAAGACGCUGGAAGAACGGCGUUCCAGCCUGGACGCAGAGAUCGACUCCCUCACCAGCAUACUGGCCGACCUGGAGAGCAGCUCGCCCUACAAGCCACGGACCGCACAAAAUUCAGCAUCCUCAGCAGCCCCAGCAGGCUCCACCCCGAAUGCUCCUGUGACUGGUUACAAGCGAAUGGUCAUCCCAACUCAACCCCCUCUGACUGCCACCAAGAAGUCUACACCUAAACCUCAGUCUCCUGCAGGAGUGCCAUCUACAUCACCUUCUUCUGUAAGUCCCGUGGCCAAGACUCAAAGCCACAUGGCUCCGCAGCCGGUUCCGGCCUCCUACGCUACAGCAUCAACUCCAAGUCAGCCCACCUUCAACGUCCAGGUGAGGUCGGCCCAGCCCGGACCCCAGCAUCCAGCCCCAGGUGGGCACAAUUUUGGCCAGCAGCCCAUUCGCAGCCCUGCACAGGUGCAGUACAUGCCUGCUCAGCCCAAAUGUCCUGACUUUGCUUAUGGACCACCACAGCCCGGUUUCUCCCCAAUGGCACAGGGGCCAUAUCAAGACCAACAGCAUCCAGGUGUACCCCAAAUAAGUGGAAUAAACUCUAGAAGACCUCAGGCAGUCCCAGCCCAAGGAUACCAGCCUCCAGGCCCCAAGAAGACCUACAUUACAGAUGUGCCGCCAAGCUUGGCCCCAUACACUUCUGGACCAACUGUUCCACCAAAGGUCACUGCUCCAGUGGCCCACCCUGAAGAUGAGCUGGAGCGCCUGACCAAGAAGAUGCUGUAUGACAUGGACAACCCUCCAUCCGAGGAGUAUUUUGGGCGCUGCGCCAGCUGUGGAGAGAACGUAGUGGGCGAAGGCACCGGCUGUACUGCCAUGGACCAGGUCUUCCAUGUCGACUGCUUCGUCUGCAUGACUUGCAGCACCAAGCUGCGUGGAAAGCCCUUCUAUGCUGUGGAGAAGAAGGCGUACUGUGAGCCGUGCUAUAUUAACACCCUUGAGACCUGCACCAUCUGCAGUAAGCCCAUCAUGGAGCGCAUCCUGCGAGCCACUGGGAAAGCCUACCACCCUCACUGCUUCACCUGUGUGGUGUGUCACCGCAGCCUGGACGGCAUCCCGUUCACCGUGGACGCUUCCAACCACAUCCACUGCAUCGAGGACUUUCACAAGAAGUUUGCUCCUCGCUGCUGCGUGUGCUCUGAGCCUAUAAUGCCGGCUCCGGGCCAGGAGGAGACCGUUCGUAUUGUGGCCUUGGACCGUGACUUCCACGUGCAGUGCUACCGCUGUGAGGACUGUGGCUCCCUACUCUCAGAGGGGGAUAACCAGGGCUGCUACCCACUGGAUGGACACGUCCUCUGCAAAAACUGUAACACCAGCCGCAUCCAGGCCCUCACCGCCAAGGCCACCACUGACCUCUGAACAGCUCCACUGUGAUAACCUGCCAAUCGCUCGCUCUCUUUUCUUUCCUCGAAAGCCUGCAUUCUUCAUUUACAUAUAUACGCCUCUAUAUAAAUGUUCACCCUCAGUAACAAAGCAUAGCAUCACGCUUGCUCACAUAUAACUAUUUACUCGGUACAAUCACUGCAUAACGACAGGAAGACGGGAGGCAGCUGCUCUUCCUCUGUCACUGAACGAGGGUUUAGUUACUAUGUUUCAUUAUUGUGAAAAAUCCUACGCUAGCUGGUUCAUCAUUUAACUCUAAGCCAUAGAGCAUUUAAGUAUUUCCCACAAUCCUGCACUGCUGCUUUAAAUCCAGAUCCAUCUCCAAUAUGCAUCAUCACCCAGUGUUAUUAUUUCCUGUCAUAUUUAUCGUCACUGCACAUCUUUUAGCCAGGGUGCACGUGCAUGCUUGGACCCAAAGUUUCCUCUCUGACGGGGUUCUUCUGAUGGAGGACAUGUUUAAUCUGUUUGCUGUGCAGGUGGAGCUGUGGAUGGAUGUCAGUGUGUGCGUGACUGUAGCUGCAGCAGCAUUUAGGAAAAACCUUUUUGGUGCAAAUCCGAGUCGAGUACACAAGAUGGGAUAAAAUUACCCAACAAACAGUUCUGCAUAACUGACCCCAAAAAACCAAAGUGUAUUUCCACGUUCUUUGGAGCAAACUGCUCUGCACCACAGCAACUACACACCACAACAACUACACCCCACUGUCAGGAACCAGAGCCUCCUGUUUCAGCUGGAUGUUCUCUCAUGUACACAGAUGAUUAUUUACUUUUGGCAUGAGCAGCACAAUCAUAUAAAUACAACCUUGUGUUGAGUUUUUGUUUUUUUCAGCAUAUAAAUCUGAUAAAUCUGUAAGCUCGCCCCUUUUAACUGGUCAGAGACCAAAGCAGUGAUUGUACUAUAAGCAGUUACUCAGAAAUAAAGGAUAUCCACGGCUAUGCAAUUUUUAAUGUUAAUUGCAUCGACACUUUAUGAUAAAUUUUAUGAUUUAAGGAAAUAUUUUACGUGUACAGAUGCAAGCAUAAGUGUCCUUACUGUAACCCUUUAAUCAAACCUACUGUGUGCUUUAUGUCAGUAUCGAUCGUUUGAUUAACUCUCAUCGUUCAGAUUUACUGUUUGUUUCAAAGUUGAUGGGCAAAGAAGGGACCAUGAGAGUUUCCCAGAAAUGAAAGAUUAUAUUAUUUGUUCAAUCCAAGAGUGACGGACGAGCAGAUUUAGAGCCUGAUCUGACGCUUCAUUCAGUGCUACAGCAGCACCGACUCAGAGGGUUAAAGGUACUUUGUGGAGUUUGACUUUACUGCUCAUCACAAAGAAACGGACCACAGAGAGGUGCCCAUUCCUGCAAAAUGAUACCAGACAAAUAUAAAGACUAAAGAAAAUAAAAAACAACUACAAAAAACCCUACAGACUCAAAAUGACUGCAAAAAUUUAAAAAAAUACUAAACAUGGGGACAGAAGUGACUAUAGUGAGAUACAGAAUGGUGACAAACUGACCUAAAAGGUAAAAAAAGACACAAAAUGAGAAGAGAUGCAAAAAACCGACCAAAAACCUACAGAGACAAAAACACAGAGUGAUGCAGAACAAAUCCAGCGAGGCACAAAACAGAUACGAGGAGAUGCACGAGACCACAAACAUGUUAGAUGACAACAAACUCAGAGCAUCUGCAAAAGACGAAAUAACGAGACGGAGACGGUUUGUAGUGUGUGGGGGCGUCCGGGAGGACCCACCAAACCCACGGUGGACGUGACAGCUGGGGUCACGUUUGUCACCCACAGAGUCGGUGCAGCUCUGCACUCGCAGCACAGGGAUUUAUGGGAACAUCCAGCUCUGCUAACUCAUGAUCAGAAAUAAUAGCAAAAACACUGAAAC
Molecule: messenger RNA, 3985 nt
Organism: Archocentrus centrarchus (flier cichlid)
Lineage: Eukaryota; Metazoa; Chordata; Actinopteri; Cichliformes; Cichlidae
Gene: lpp
Product: LIM domain containing preferred translocation partner in lipoma
Exons: 13
Coding region: 378-2096 (572 amino acids)
Biological process (GO): cell-cell adhesion
Cellular component (GO): stress fiber; focal adhesion
Source: RefSeq, a predicted model, not a curated record